AUGAAGGAUAUCGCAAAGUUCAAGCUCUCCUCUCGAGUCUCAACACAACCAAAGUUUGUGACUCCGGACAAAUCACCAUCCAAAAUGCAACUCUCAGAAGAAUCCAAGGAGCGCAUUAGCAAGGUCAUUGACCUCUCUCGUGUAGCUAUCCACUAUGGCUAUCUUCCUCUGAUUCUCUACCUUGGAUACACUCGCAGCGAGCCCCGACCAUCUUUGAUAAGGUCAGCCUCUGCGCUGUGA
Lachnellula hyalina is the source of this 240-nucleotide messenger RNA. RefSeq names its product Mitochondrial import receptor subunit (gene tom7). Bases 1 to 240 code for a protein of 79 amino acids. The transcript is spliced from 5 exons. Gene Ontology annotation, cellular component: mitochondrial outer membrane; mitochondrial outer membrane translocase complex. NCBI's taxonomy places the organism in Eukaryota, Fungi, Ascomycota, Leotiomycetes, Helotiales, Lachnaceae. The record is from RefSeq and is a predicted model, not a curated record. Gene Ontology annotation, biological process: protein insertion into mitochondrial outer membrane; protein import into mitochondrial matrix.